AUGGCGGAAGAUGAGGAGAAGAAUGUGCGGUCUGCCCCCGUCGAGCGAACAAUCUCCAACACGGACGCGCCUGUCCCCUACCACGAUGCGGAUGGGAACUUUAACCCGCCUGACCGGGGCCUUCUCGCCUGGUCCCAAGUCCUCGCCACCCUGUUCAUCAAUGCCAUGUGCUGGGGGUAUCUCGUUGCCUUCGGCGUAUACCAGCUGUACUAUGUCGAGACGCUCAACCUGCCCUCGUCCCAGGUAUCCUGGAUCGGCUCCAUACAGAUCUUCCUGACCUUUGGAAUAUGCACCGUCUCGGGUCGCCUAUCCGAUGCCGGCUACACGAGGCACUGCGUCGUCGGCGGCUGUGGCCUGGCCGUGCUGGGCACCUUCAUGGUCAGCCUCGCCACCAAGUACUGGCAGAUCUUCCUCGCGCAAGGGGUCUGCACGGGGCUGGGGCUGGGGAUCGCCUUCAUGCCGGCCAUCACGACCCUCAGCUCUUACUUCAAGAGGAACCGGGCUUUUGCGCUCGCCAUCGCCGCGACGGGCACGUCGGUCGGGAGUAUCAUCUUCCCUUCCAUCGUCCAGUACCUGAUCCCCAAGGUCGGCUUCCCCUGGGCCGUGCGGUGCGCCGCGUUUGUCGCCCUGUUCAUCGUGGGGGUUGCCAACCUCCUCCUGAAGCCGUAUCUGCCCCCGCGGAAGGCUGGCCCCCUCGUGGAGUGGGGUGCUUUCAAGGAGCGCACGUACGCCCUCUUCACUCUCGGGGCGUUUUGUAACUUUUAUACCCUGUAUUUUGGUUUCUUCUAUAUUAACAGUUAUGCUCGGACCGUAAUUGGGUUCUCGUCGCAAGAGGCCGUGAGCAUGAUUCUCAUCGCCAACGCCCUCGGCAUCCCGGCUCGCAUCGUUGUGGGGUACCUGGCAGACAACCUCCUGGGCCCGAUCAACAUGUACCUGAUUUCGCUGUGCUACCUGGGGACCAUCACGUACGUGUGGAUGACGAUACAGACCCGGGCGGCCAUGUACAUCUUCAGCGUCUUCUACGGGCUGGCGGUGGGCGCCACCCAGGGCGUCUACGUGGGCGCGCUGGCGAGCCUGACCAGCGACCCGCAGAAGAUGGGGACGAGGUUCGGCAUGGUGUCGACCCUGUCAGGCUUCGCGACCCUGGCAGGGCCUCCCACGGUGGGAGCCAUCAUCGACCAGUCGGGAGGCGACUAUAAAUGGGCGCAGGUGUGGGGUGGAACGCUUGCCUUUGGGGCGGCACUGGCCGUGUUCGCUUCUCGCACGGCUGCGGUCGGCUUGAAGUUCAAGGCUAGGCUGUGA
Clonostachys rhizophaga is the source of this 1302-nucleotide messenger RNA. The record is from the annotation of a GenBank genome assembly. NCBI's taxonomy places the organism in Eukaryota, Fungi, Ascomycota, Sordariomycetes, Hypocreales, Bionectriaceae.